Emiliania huxleyi CCMP1516 is the source of this 930-nucleotide messenger RNA. RefSeq lists its product as hypothetical. Gene Ontology annotation, cellular component: membrane. The record is from RefSeq and is a predicted model, not a curated record. Gene Ontology annotation, molecular function: hexose transmembrane transporter activity. The coding region runs from base 1 to 930 and encodes 309 amino acids. NCBI's taxonomy places the organism in Eukaryota, Haptophyta, Isochrysidales, Noelaerhabdaceae. The transcript is spliced from 5 exons. Gene Ontology annotation, biological process: monosaccharide transmembrane transport.
AUGAUGGCCGUCUCGGGCGCGCCGGUUCCUGUAAGCGAGGAUGCUGGUGCUAGAUUUGCCGAGCGCCGCAUCCUCUCGGCUGAGACGGCCAAGGCGGUCGAGGAUGCCCAGGCGGUCGCCGGCACCGCCAACGCCGAGCUCCUUGACACAACAAUCAUCCUCCUCGACAAGGCGUCGGCCGCCGCCGUCGCCAACACUCAGAUGACGCUCGCCCAGGCGUCGGCUGACCUCGCCGCGACGGCGGCCGCCUUCACGCCCCUCGAUCCUUCGCCUCCUCCUCCGGCGGCGCCUCCGGCGCCGCAUCUAUACGGCCGCUCGCUCGGCGUCGCCGCCAAUCUCGCCGCCGCCAAGACGGAGGCGUCGGCGGGCGAGGCGGCGGGGCUGGCGGACGAGGCGAAUGCCGAGGCGUGGACCGCCCUCGAGGCGCAGCUCCGAGCUGGCUCAGCCGCCUUCGACGCCGACGCCACGCUCGCCGGCGCCAAGAUGGACGACCUCUACGACGAGUGGUUUGUCAGCCUCCCGCCUUCCCCGCCGUCUUGGCUCUCCGAAUGGGGCCUGCCGAACCGCAUGUGCUGCGGCUUCUUCACCAUCUUCGCCGCGCAGACCGCGAGCGAGUCGUUCGGCAUCCUGCCGAGCGUGAUGCCGAAGGUCGUGGCGAUGGUGAUGAUCAUCGUCUCGUUCGCGGUCGGCGUGGGCAACGUCGAGGGCUUCAUCAUCUCCGAGAUCAUGCCCGUCUACGCAAAGGACACCCUCGCCUCGAUCGGCCAGCCCCUCAACUGGAUCGCCAACCUCACGGCGAGAUGCAGCAGACAGAGGUACCUGAUCUUCGUCGCCCUCACGGCCUUCUUCGGCUGGUUCACCUUCAACAAGGUGCCCGAGACCAAGGGGAAGACCAUCGCGCAGCUGACCAAAGAGUUCGACAAGUACUGA